Messenger RNA from Pipistrellus nathusii (Nathusius's pipistrelle), 1002 nucleotides. The record is from the annotation of a GenBank genome assembly. NCBI's taxonomy places the organism in Eukaryota, Metazoa, Chordata, Mammalia, Chiroptera, Vespertilionidae.
AUGGCGGCGGCGGCGGCGGCGGCGGCGGCCCUGCCUGCGGCCGACCCGCCUGCCGCGAUCCCGCAGGCGGCCGGAGCCGCAGGGCCCACCGCCUGCCGGGACUUCUACUGGCUGCGCUCCUUCCUGGCUGGAGGUAUUGCAGGAUGCUGUGCUAAAACAACAGUUGCUCCUUUGGAUCGAGUAAAAGUUUUAUUACAAGCUCACAAUCAUCAUUACAAACAUUUAGGAGUAUUUUCUACAUUGCGUGCUGUUCCCCAAAAGGAGGGAUACCUUGGAUUGUAUAAAGGGAAUGGUGCAAUGAUGAUUCGAAUCUUCCCCUAUGGUGCAAUCCAGUUUAUGGCAUUUGAGCGCUACAAAACGUUCAUUACCACAAAGCUGGGAAUUUCUGGCCAUGUGCACAGAUUAAUGGCUGGAUCCAUGGCAGGGAUGACAGCAGUUAUCUGUACUUACCCUCUCGACAUGGUUAGAGUUCGCCUAGCAUUCCAGGUGAAAGGGGAACACACUUACACAGGAAUUAUUCAUGCAUUCAAAACAAUCUAUGCAAAGGAAGGCGGUUUCCUUGGAUUUUACAGAGGCCUGAUGCCUACUAUAUUAGGAAUGGCUCCAUAUGCAGGUGUUUCAUUUUUUACUUUUGGUACCUUAAAGAGUGUUGGGCUUUCCCAUGCUCCUACCCUUCUUGGCAGACCUUCAUCAGACAAUCCUAAUGUCUUAGUUUUGAAAACUCACAUAAACUUACUUUGUGGUGGUGUUGCUGGAGCAAUAGCACAGACAAUAUCCUAUCCGUUUGAUGUAACUCGUAGGCGAAUGCAGUUAGGAACUGUUCUUCCAGAAUUUGAAAAGUGCCUUACCAUGCGGGAGACGAUGAAGUAUGUCUAUGGAAACCAUGGCAUUCGGAGAGGAUUGUAUCGUGGCUUAUCUCUGAACUACAUUCGCUGCAUUCCCUCUCAAGCAGUGGCUUUCACAACAUAUGAACUCAUGAAGCAGUUUCUUCACCUCAACUGA